AUGAAUAAAGUCAUAAAGUCUGAAUUAAGAAAAUAUGGAAACAACACAUCAGUGCGUGGAAUAUCAAAAUUUUUCAAAUCAAACGAUAUAUUCCUGAAAUCCUUAUGGGCGAUUUUGUUGUUGGGAUGUACGACCUACCUGGUUUACAGGCUGCACCAGUUGUUGGAUGUCUACUACACUUAUACAAUAACAACGGAAUUCGGUGAAAAGUUUGAUGGAAGCAUUGUUUUCCCAGACAUCACGAUAUGCAACUUGGAUCCUUUUGCUGCUGGUGAACCUGAAGAAAUGUCCAUGAAUGAAUAUUUUUCAAAAGUUGAUGAAGUAAAAAAUAAUUUUAUUCAAGAACUACGGGACAGAGUGGACAAAAAUCAUUAUUUUAAUUUUGAAUUUUUCACAAAAAUAUUCAAAAAAAUGAAAACCGUAUCGGGUUUCAUUAUAAACUUACAGAAAAAUUAUCAAAAUUCCACUGAUUGUCCUAGCUUUAUUGUAGAUUGUAGUUUCUUUGGUGCAAAUUGGUUAGAACUGGGUAAAAAUUGUUCCAUUGAUAAUUUCUCAAAAACCUGGAAUCAAAAUUAUUUAACGUGCUACACAUUGAAAACAAGCAGUUUACAAUUUUCUUCCUCGAAUCUUGUCAGGGAAAUGAGUUUGUUGCUGAAUGUUGGUCCAAUCAGAAACACGAAAAUGACCUACCAAUCUUCCCUUUUGAAUUCCCAAUCGAGAGGAGUUAAGGUGAGUGUGCACAGUCCUGGAACUCCUGCGGACCUCAAGCGUGGAUUCAAUGUGGCUCCUGGAACUGAAAAUAUCGUCGAAAUUACUCAAACUGAAAGAAGACGUUUGAAUAAACCUCACAACAAAUUGGGUUGUACUAAGCAGCAAACCAUGAACAAUUUGUCCUCAAUUAAAUACACGUACAAUAUGUGCAGAGAGAACUGCUUACAUAAGUUCAUAUGUCGAAAUAAUCAAUGUAAAUCGCAUUUGCUGUAUUUAUUGGAUUCGGAAUUAGAGAAGUUACCAUAUUGUGGAAAUUUUAGUUCAUUUUUCAACAUGCCUGCCAAUGAUUCAAAUAUGUUUGAUACACUUUUUUCUAAACUUUGUGGACUUUUUGUCAAGGAAUAUGAUAAUUGUUUGUCUCCAUGCAACGAAAUGUUAUAUCAAUACUAUAUAACAUCAACAACCUGGCCACCACCUUCAAUACAACUUGACAUUUUUGAGAAUUUUUUCAUUGGGAAAGGUUGCAUGGAUUACCCAGAAGUUAUGCAAAGAUACGUUAAUUAUUUUAGUUACUAUAACAAAUCUUCCAGCCACAAAACUUCAAAAGUUUCUUCAUCAAGUUUAACUCAAAUGCAGGAAUCUUUAGUGAAAAUAAAUUUUGUGAUGAGACAAAAUUUUCCUUAUUUUCAAACAGAUAGUCCGGCAUACACAAGUGAUAUGAUGAUUGGCACAGUUGGAGGGAUGUUGUCCCUCUGGUUGGGUGUGACAGUGGCGAGUGCAGUGGAAAUCAUAGAACUGAUCUAUAUUCUCUUCAAACGUUGCUGGGAGAUUGAAAAUCCAAACAACGAAAUGGAUAAAAAUCAGAAUGGCUCGAAGGAAAAUGGAGAUGAAAACAUCCCACAAUCAACUAAAUUAUGA
Messenger RNA from Helobdella robusta, 1629 nucleotides. RefSeq lists its product as hypothetical. Gene Ontology annotation, cellular component: membrane. The record is from RefSeq and is a predicted model, not a curated record. Gene Ontology annotation, biological process: sodium ion transmembrane transport. The transcript is spliced from 4 exons. Gene Ontology annotation, molecular function: ligand-gated sodium channel activity. The coding region runs from base 1 to 1629 and encodes 542 amino acids. Lineage: Eukaryota; Metazoa; Annelida; Clitellata; Rhynchobdellida; Glossiphoniidae.